This is a messenger RNA of Tetranychus urticae (two-spotted spider mite), 1229 nucleotides long. RefSeq lists its product as uncharacterized. Lineage: Eukaryota; Metazoa; Arthropoda; Arachnida; Trombidiformes; Tetranychidae. The record is from RefSeq and is a predicted model, not a curated record.
UUCAAGUGCUGGAUUAAUCAUUCAAGCGCUUUUUUCUAAUUGGAAAAUUGUUAUUGUACUCAUUGGCUUUGGACUCGCAAUGGAUUCUGGCAACUGGUUCGUUAAUGCUUCGCUUGCUACAAGCAAAUUUUUUUUCGGAAGUUGGGUGAUAUUCGGUAUACAGCAAGCUAUUUUUGCUUUAUUCAUGUUUCAACUUUGCUUUCAAAGAGAUAAGUACAUUGAUCAUAUAAUGCAUUUCGAUUGCAACGCAAAAGUCCAGUCAAAUCAACAAUCUUUAGAUGCUUACAUGAAAAGGAAUCGUUACAUCUUUCAUUCAUUUACAUUCAUCAAUUGCGUAGUGAAUAUUCUACUGGUAAUCGCUCCUUUCAUCGACAAGCUUGAAAAAUGUAAUAUAAGAACCAUUGACAUCCUGAAAUUCGGCUCGGUUGAGAUUGGUUUCUGUUGUAGUUUUGCUUUAUUUCGUUUCUUUGUUGAAACCUGUCUUUACAUUCAUACCUGUUUCAUGCGAGUUGAACACCAAAUAGACACAUUGAACAAAUCAACAAAUGGCUUGUCUAUUGAACACAUUCGGAAAGUUCGUCGCUUGUAUUGCUUUGCGGUUGAAACGACAGAAAAGUUCAACUCUCUGUUGUGGCCUGUAAUUUCCACUUAUUUUGUGGUCUGUAUCGUUAAAAGUCACUGGGCGUUAGCUGCUGCGAUUACCAAGUCAUCUUUUUAUGUUGCAUUGAUCUUUAUUGCAGAAUUCUCAGUCUUUAUUCUUGUCGCCUAUAACAUGAUUUAUAUCAACCACCUUUCAACCAGAAUCUAUCAAUCAGUUUAUUCACUUUCAUAUAAAACUGAUUCAUUGUUCGCUAAAAAAGAGGUUCAUCUUUUCCUCACUCGUAUUGAACGCGGUGACGUUGGCUUUACUUUCCUGGACCUCUUUGUUAUCACACCAACUUGCGUUACUUCAUUGGUUACAAUCUUUUUGACUCUCGCAUUAGCAGGACCCACUUUAAUCACUUAAUGUUAUCCUCUUAUGUCUCACCUCUAUGAAUGUACACAGCACUGAAUGUUUUUUAAUAUGUAAAUGUUUCUGAUACACAUAUUGUAAAUAUUGGAAUUAAAUUUUAAUUUUUUUUUGAUACACAUAUUGAUUGAUUUACUAAAGAAUACUAAAUUCGGAAUGCAGCAAUAAUUUGUGUCACUACGUUUCUGACAAGGGAAGGGACUUAACUGAUAUGAUUUGA